Molecule: messenger RNA, 4882 nt
Organism: Acanthochromis polyacanthus (spiny chromis)
Lineage: Eukaryota; Metazoa; Chordata; Actinopteri; Pomacentridae
Gene: ipo11
Product: importin 11
Exons: 30
Coding region: 133-3060 (975 amino acids)
Biological process (GO): protein import into nucleus
Cellular component (GO): cytosol; nuclear envelope
Molecular function (GO): small GTPase binding
Source: RefSeq, a predicted model, not a curated record
GCGCCUGCUGCGUUACCCGCGCCAUUCCUACAAGCGUGUGUUUCCAUCUCUCAUACAUUGGCAGAGCUUUAGCAGCCGCUCUUACAAGCACACACUCUGUUUUGUACCGGCAUUCUUUAGAUAUAUCCAGCUAUGGAUAUGGACAGUGCCAGUUCGGUGGUGCUGCAGGCCUUAACCCAAGCUACCAGUCAGGACACAGCAGUGCUGAAGCCUGCGGAGGAGCAGCUCCGGCAGUGGGAGACCCAGCCAGGCUUCUACUCAGUCCUUCUGAAUAUCUUCAAUAACCACAUGCUGGAUGUGAACGUCAGGUGGCUGGCCGUGCUGUACUUCAAAAAUGGCAUUGACAGAUAUUGGAGGAGAGUAGCGCCUCACGCACUAUCAGAAGAGGAGAAGACGUCACUGCGUGCUGGUCUCAUCACAAACUUCAAUGAGCCUGUCAAUCAGAUAGCAACCCAGAUCGCAGUACUGAUAGCCAAGGUGGCCCGUCUGGACUGCCCCAGGCAAUGGCCAGAGCUCAUCCCAAUUCUGCUCGAGUCUGUGAAGGGUCAAGACGGCCUGCAGCAGCACAGAGCGCUGCUAACCUUCUAUCAUGUCACCAAAACCCUUGCAUCCAAACGUCUGGCACAGGACAGACGGCUUUUCCAGGAUCUGGCGUCUGGCAUCUACAGCUUUGCAUGCUCCCUGUGGAGCCAUCACACCGACUGCUUCCUCCAGCAGAUCUAUGCCAGAGAUGAGGCUGCGGCGCUCAGCUCAUUGGAGAGGACCCUGCUCUCUCUUAAAGUGCUUCGGAAGUUGACAGUCCAUGGGUUUCAAGAGCCACAACAGAAUAUGGAAGUGAUGGGGUUCCUGAAUGCAGUGUUUGAAAGGCUAAAACAGUUCUUGGAAUGCUGUCGCCAGAUUGGUUCAGAUAGCACAUGCAGAGAAAAGCUGGAAAAGAUGAUCAUACUUUACACUAAAGUUUUGUUAGAUUUCCUGGAGUACCAUCCAUGUGCAUUUAUACCCCUUAUCCAGCGGUCCCUGGAGUUUGCCGUUAGUUACGUCUUCACUCCUGCAGGAGAGGGAGUGACCUUUGAGCGCUUCAUUGUUCAGUGCAUGAACCUCAUCAAGAUGAUUGUCAAGAACGAUGCCUACAAACCUGCCAAGAACAUUGACGACAGUAAACCUGAGAGUCUGGAGGCUCACAAGAUCAAGACAGCAUUCUUCACACACCCCACGCUGACAGAGAUUGGACGCCGGCUUGUCUCACACUACUUCCUUCUCACAGAGGAAGAGCUGGCAAUGUGGGAAGAGGACCCUGAGAGCUUUGCCGUUGAAGAAACAGGCGGCGACUCUUGGAAGUACAGUUUGAGGCCUUGUACGGAGGUAUUGUUCCUGGAUAUCUUCCAUAACUACAGCCAGACCCUGACACCGGUGCUGCUGGAUAUGGUUCAGAAUCUCCAGGGUCCAACCAAUGUGGAAGACCCGGUUCAGCUGCUGAUGAAGGAUGCAGUGUACAAUGCAGUGGGACUGGCAGCGUAUGAAUUGUUUGACAAUGUGGACUUUGACCAGUGGUUCAAGAAUCAACUUCUUGGAGAGCUGCAAGUCAGCCAUCACAGGUACAAGUUGAUUCGCAGACGAGUCAUCUGGCUAAUAGGACAGUGGAUCUCUGUGAAGUUCAAAUCUGACCUCCGACCUUUACUCUACGAGGUCAUUCUGACCCUCAUGCAGGAUCCUGACUUGGUGGUGCGGAUUGAGACAGCAACAACCCUCAAACUCACUGUUGAUGACUUUGAGUUCCGGACAGAACAAUUCCUCCCAUACCUUGAGUCUAUCUUUGGGCUGCUCUUCCAGUUGCUGCAGCAGGUGACAGAGUGCGACACUAAAAUGCAGGUGCUCCACGUCAUCUCCUGUGUCAUUGAGAGGGUAAACAUCCAGAUCCGGCCAUACGUAGGCUGCCUGGUUCAGUACCUGCCCCUGCUCUGGAAGCAAUCAGAAGAGCACAACAUGCUUCGAUGUGCCAUACUCACAGCACUUAUCCACCUGGUUCAGGGCCUCGGGGCAGAGAGUAAGAACCUGUACCCUUUCCUUCUUCCUGUCAUCCAGCUGAGCACUGACGUUUCUCAGCCGCCGCAUGUAUAUUUGCUAGAGGAUGGACUGGAGCUUUGGUUGGUGACUUUGGAGAACAGCCCAGCCAUCACCCCGGAGCUGCUUAGAAUUUUCCAGAACAUGUCAGCGUUGCUGGAGUUGAGCUCCGAGAACCUGCGUACCUGCUUUCAGAUUGUUAAUGCCUACAUAUACUUGUCUGCCACAGAGUUCCUGCAGAACUAUGCAGAAUCGUUGUGUCGAUCCUUUUGUGAUCUCCUGAAAGACAUCACCAAUGAGGGACAGGUCCAGGUUCUUAAGGUGGUAGAGAUAGCUUUAAAGGUCAGUCCCAUACUGGGAGCCCACAUGUUUCAGCCUCUGCUGCCAGCUGUCUUCAGAGGCAUUGUGGACGGCGAGAGAUAUCCCGUGGUGAUGUCCACCUACCUUGGCAUUAUGGGUCGCGUCCUGCUCCAGAACUCCAGUUUCUUCUCGUCUUUGCUCACUCAAAUGGCUUCUGAGUGCAGCCAGGAGAUGGACCAGUUGUUGGGCAGUGUGAUAGAGAUGUGGGUCGACCGCAUGGACAACAUCACUCAGCCUGAGAGGAGGAAGCUGUCAUCGCUGGCUCUCCUCUCCCUCCUACCAUCUGACAACAGUGUGAUCCAGGACAAGUUCUGUGGCAUCAUCAACAUCUGUGUCGAGGCGCUGCAUGAUGUAAUGACGGAAGAUCCAGAAACGGGCACCUUUAAAGACUGCAUGCUGAUGAGCCAUUUUGAGGAGCCCAAGCUAAGUGAUGAUGAGGAGCCACCAACUGAGCAGGACAAGAGGAAGAAACUGUUGGCUCUGGAGGACCCGGUGCACAGUGUUUCCCUCCAGCAGUUUGUCUAUGAAAAGCUGAAGGCGCAGCAGGCCCUGAUGGGGGACCAGGGCUUCGGGGUCCUGAUGGAGACUGUGGACACGGAGCUCGUCAGGCAGCUCCAGGAGUUUCUCCAAGGCCUCUAAAUUACAUCUCAGUCCUUCGCUACCUUACACAAACAUCUUUGCCUAAUGCUACCCUCUACCCCUCCUUUUUUUGAAAAUGUACUGGAAAGGCUAACAAUCUACCCGACACGUGGACUCCUAAUUCAGACCUUCCCAACCUCUGCCCAUGCUAUGCCUUAUCUAUAUUCAGCCUUGUCGACUGUCCUCAGCUAACCCUUCGUCCCCUUCUCUAUUAUCUGGUGUCUUUUACAUCUUUCUUUUUUUUCUUCGAAAGAUGGGAUUUAUGCGGGUGCUUAAAAAUGUCAAAAGUACAUCCACAUUUUUAAAACACUCACAUAAAAACAUCAGCACACGAGAGCUUCCACUCAAUUCUUCUAGUUUCUUCACUUUCUGUGGUUUUGAUGUGAAAUGGGUAGAAAAUUGGAGGAGUGGUAUUGAAAAAAAUUGUCGGAAGGGUUGUGGAAUAUAAAGCAAAAAUCAUCUGCAGGUGCCAGAGCAGGAGCCUUGGACUAUUUUUUAUGGAAAAACAUACAGAUUGUAGCAGAAACGUGGAUAAACCAAACCUGAAGGACCUAAAGCAGUGUUUACAGAAUCUAUUCUUAAAAGAGAAAAAAGAAAUGUAAUUUUGUAUGUAUGUAAAGUAUGGAUGAUAUUCUGCAUGACAAUAUUUUAAUUUCAGUUUGUUUUUACUUUGUUCAUUUCUCUUCCAUUUUUAAAAAAAAUAUAUAAUUUUGUCAUAGCUAGAGGUCAAGUUGAAGUAACUACUGAGAGAACUCAAGUGUUUUUCAUUCUUUUUAAGUUUUGGUUUGAGGGACUUUUUUUUUUUUUGACUGUAAAAUGGAUGAUUUUUAAAUGGUUGAUUUGUAAGAGUGCUGAACCACAUUUAUAUGUACAUACAUACUGCUGCUAAUUGAUGGUGUGUCGGAGCACUUUAAUAACCAAAAACUGUUUCUCAUUUUUUUCCAUCUUUUCACAUGAGUACACUUAAACACAGCGGUGGGAGGCCUCGGAGCAGUACAGCAGGAUUGUGCAAAUUAGACUGAAGUUGCAUUAAGACCCUCAUCAUGAAUUGUUGCCAUUUUUCACAUCUCCCUGCUGUUUUGUUUAACAUGUGGACUUAUUGCAAAUGUAAUAUGCCAUUGGCUCAUCACAAUUUUCUUUUUGAACAAAUUUGAUAAAUUCCAGUCUAAGUGGCCGUUCAAAAGCUUGGAUAUGUUUGAUUUCACUGAAGAACCAGUUUUUCUGAAAACUUUUAUUAUGAACAUAAAUAAUUAAUGACUGCAUAUUAGUACUUAAGUUCUUUAAUAGUUGAAUAAAUACAAGAGGUAUAGGGACAUGUUUCAUGCCAAAUAUGAAAUAUAGUUUAAUUUGAGACUCAUUUCUAAUAAUAUGUAGUUUAAUUUGGGUUUGAACUGAAAGUUUUACAGUAAUGUGAACCUAAACCCUGCCUUAGUAAUCUGUUCUUCUGGAAUUUAUGGAUUGUUAUGGUUCUCUCUCGUUCAUUAAGUUGGUCACCCUUCCUGGGGCAGAGAUCAUCCUGACACUAGCUCCUUUGACACUGUGAUAGAGUUGAGUAGCAGUCAGAGUUACAGCCUUAUGCUUUCAGCCUUACCUAUCCUUAAAACACACACAAAAAAACUUUGUACUAUUAUGUUCACUUCUUAACUAGUUUAACAUUAUAAGAUUUCUUUACUUCUGUUAAUGAUGGCUAUUAUGAAGUUUUGAACACCACGGACUGCAGAAGGAUGUUUUGGGGUUAUGCAAUUGGUUAUGUUUUGGUCGGAAAUAAUCCUUAUUGCGUUUUCCAGAGCCUUCAAUAAAAUGCAGUAAUCAGCCAGAAUAA